Messenger RNA from Scheffersomyces amazonensis, 3545 nucleotides. It is a transcript of the gene AFL1, whose product is annotated as inositol polyphosphate kinase. Gene Ontology annotation, molecular function: inositol hexakisphosphate kinase activity; diphosphoinositol pentakisphosphate kinase activity; 5-diphosphoinositol pentakisphosphate 1-kinase activity. Gene Ontology annotation, cellular component: cytosol. Gene Ontology annotation, biological process: inositol phosphate biosynthetic process; inositol metabolic process. The record is from RefSeq and is a predicted model, not a curated record. The transcript has a single exon. Lineage: Eukaryota; Fungi; Ascomycota; Pichiomycetes; Serinales; Debaryomycetaceae. The coding region runs from base 25 to 3486 and encodes 1153 amino acids.
AGUAAAACUCAGUCUAACUCAGUAAUGUCGGUCCCAAUUGAUCGUACUGAUAGUGACAGUAGUACUGACGCAUCAUUGGGUAAACUUUCUAUUGAAGAAAAAGUUAUUAAUAGUCUACCAGCUAAUCUUCGUAAGAAAGUUGGACAACCCAUGUCUCCAUUAUCACUUGAUGAUAGUAGUAGUAAACCUCCAACUGCACACACAUUAUCUUCACCUGCAACCGAAAAGGCCAUUGCAUCUAUUGCUCCUAUGUUAGAAGCAUUUGCACCUAAAACUUCAGCACAAGAUUCAGGUAUCCCUACUUCAUCAUCAUUUAAUUCAAGUUCUUCAUCACCAUUAAAUUCUAAUGUUGGAAGUUAUACAAAUGAUGAUUUCCCCUUACAAGAUUAUAAAAAUAAUGUAUCUAAAGCUAAUAGUUCAGAUUCAGCCAAUGAAGAUUUCUUACGUAAAACUAUAUCAAAUACAUCAUCAGCUUCAAGAAAAUCAAUUUCAAUUCAUCGAGAUCCGGUUGGACCUCAAUUACCAAAAAUUGGUAAGAUUGGAGUAUGUGCAAUGGAUGCAAAAGUUAUGUCAAAGCCAUGUAGAAAGAUUUUAAAUCGACUUAUUGAAAAUGGAGAAUUUGAAACUGUUAUAUUUGGUGAUAAAGUUAUACUUGAUGAAGCUAUUGAAAAUUGGCCAACAUGUGAUUUUCUUAUUAGUUUCUUUUCUACAGGAUUCCCAUUAGAUAAAGCAAUUGCUUAUGUUAAUUAUAGAAAACCUUAUAUUAUUAAUGAUUUAGUAUUACAAAAAUCUUUAUGGGAUAGAAGAUUAGUAUUAAGUAUAUUAAAUCAUGCUAAUGUUCCAACACCUGCUAGAUUAGAAAUUAGUAGAGAUGGUGGACCACAUUUAGAUAAAUUAUUAUGGUCUAAAUUACGAGAAAUUGGGAUGACAGAAACUCAAUUAGAAGAAUUAACUAAUCAAUCUGAACCUGAUUGGGAAAUGGUUGAUGAAGAUACACUUCGAGUUAAAGAUCAAAUUUUAAGAAAACCAUUUGUUGAAAAACCCGUUGAUGGUGAAGAUCAUAAUGUAUAUAUUUAUUAUCCAAAGGCUACUGGUGGUGGAGGUAGAAGAUUAUUUAGAAAAAUUGGGAAUAAAUCUUCAGAAUUUGAUCCUGAAUUAUCAACUCCAAGAAUUGAUGGAUCAUUUAUUUAUGAAGAAUUUAUGGAUACUGAUAAUUUUGAAGAUGUUAAAGCUUAUACAGUUGGUUCAACUUUCUGUCAUGCCGAAACUAGAAAAUCUCCAGUAGUUGAUGGAAUUGUUCGUAGAAAUACUCAUGGUAAAGAAGUUCGAUAUGUUACUGAAUUAAGUGCACAAGAAACUCUUAUGGCCCAAAAUGUUAGUGCUACAUUUAAACAAACUAUUUGUGGAUUUGAUUUACUUCGAGUUAAUGGGAAAUCUUAUGUUAUAGAUGUUAAUGGAUUUUCAUUUGUUAAAGAUAAUCUUGAAUAUUAUGAUUCAUGUUCAAGAAUUCUUCGAAAUUUAUUUAUUGAAGCUAAAAAAUCUCGAGAUUUAAUUAAAGAUAAAACUCCUACGGUAACUAAAUUACUUAAUAAAAGUCAAUUUGAAGAAAAAGAACAAAAAUGGGUAUUUAAAGGUAUGGUUUCAGUUAUUAGACAUGCUGAUAGAACUCCUAAACAAAAAUUUAAAUAUUCAUUUAGAUCUCCAUUAUUUAUAUCACUUUUAAAAGGUCAUAAAGAAGAAGUUAUAAUUAGAGCUGUACCUGAUUUACAAGUAGUAUUAGAAACAGUUAAAAUUGCUGAAGAAAAACAAUUAGAAGAUUUAAAGAAAUUAAAACAAUUAAGAGGAGCAUUAGAAAAGAAGAUGAAUUUCCCGGGAACUAAAGUUCAAUUAAAACCUGCCUUAAAUGCCGAGAAUCCUGAUAUAGUUGAAAAAGUUCAAUUAAUUCUUAAAUGGGGAGGAGAACCAACUCAUUCAGCCAAACAUCAAGCCACAGAUGUUGGAGAACAAUUAAGACAAUAUAUUAAAUUAAUUAAUAAAGAUGCUUUAAAAGAUGUUAAAGUAUUUACUUCAUCUGAAAGAAGAGUUAUUGCCAGUGCUAAUUUACUGACUGUAGCUUUAUUAGGACUUGAUAAAGAAGGUGAAACUUUACCAGAAGAUUUUUUAAUUGUUCGUAAAGAUUUAUUAGAUGAUUCUAAUGCGGCAAAGGAUCUUAUGGAUAAAGUUAAGAAGAAAUUAAAACCAUUAUUAAGAAAGGGAGCAGAAGCUCCUCCACAAUUUACUUGGCCUCCAAAGAUGCCUCAACCAUUUGUAGUUAUUAAAAGAGUAUGUGAACUUAUGAAUUUCCAUCAUAAGAUUAUGGAAUAUAACUUUGAACAUAAGAAUGUUGAUGAAUUCCAAACCAAUUGGUGUUGUGGAGAAGAUCCUUUAUUAUUUAAAGAACGUUGGGAUAAAUUAUUUCAAGAAUUCAUUAGUGUAGAAAAGACUCAUCCUUCUAAAAUAUCUGAAUUAUAUGAUACUAUGAAAUAUGAUGCUUUACAUAAUCGACAAUUUCUUGAAAAGGUAUUUUCAUUUGAUCCUAGUGAUGAACGUCUUAUGACUGAAUUAGGUAAAUCAUGUGGAGAUACAAUCAAUUCUUCAGGACUUGUUAGUGAAUAUCCUAUAAAUAUAUUAGCCAUGAAUAAUUUUAGAAUUCCUGAUAAUUCAAAUAAUUCAACGACAAUUGCUGGAUCAGUUAGUCCACCAAAUUCUGAUUCAGGACCAAAUUCUUCAACCAAUUUAACAGCAGCAAAUGUUCUGUCAACUUCAGCAUCUGCUGGUUCAUUAGGUUGGGUAUUACAAGCUGCUUCUGCUUCAGGUCAAGAUGUUAAUGAAUCCAAAAAACGUUCAGAUAAUCCAUUUGAUCAUCCAACUUUUGCUCGAUUAAGAGAAUUAUAUCGAUUAUCUAAAGUGUUAUUUGAUUUUAUAUGUCCUCAAGAAUAUGGAAUUAAAGAUGAUGAAAAAUUAGAUAUUGGAUUACUUACUUCAUUACCAUUAGCUCGAUCAAUUCUUUCUGAUAUUCAAGAUAUGAAGAAACAUAAUACUGCAGCAGUAGUUAAUUAUUUUACUAAGGAAUCUCAUAUUUAUACUCUACUUAAUAUUAUUUAUGGAUCACAAAUUCCUAUGAAGAUUGCCAGAAAUGCAUUACCAGAAUUAGAUUAUUUAUCACAAAUUGUAUUUGAAUUAUAUGAAGCCGAGGAUUCUCAUAGUCCUGGAGGUAAAAAGCAUUCUAUUAGAUUAUCAUUAUCACCUGGUUGUCAUACUCAAGAUCCAUUAGAUAUUCAAUUGGAUGAUGAUCAUUAUAUUGGAUGUAUUCCACGACUUAGUUUGACUAGACAUUUAGAUAUGGAUUUAGUAACUCAACGAUUAAAGUCCCGAUUCUCGAGAGUUUCGUUACCGAAGAAGUUUACUCCGGUGAAUAUUUCGAGUCCAUUAGCGUAUGGUAUAUGAUGUAAAGUAUGUAAAGUAAAGUAUGUAAGUAUAAAGUAUAAAGUAUAAAGUAUAAAGUA